UGCUCAUUUAAAGGAUGGCUUCAAGAAGCUUAGGUGCCCGUGCCUCCCUGUAUCUCAGCUAUGGUGGUUGAAGCGGCCUUCAAUGCCGGGUCGGUUCACAGGUCAUCUUUUUCAACGUUUUAUCUUCUUUAGCAGAAAAUGGCAGAUCAGAUCGGUGGGAGCAAUGGAAACCAUGGAGUUGUCUUGGAAAUGAAAGACACUUCCAACGCCAAGGAAGAGAUCAAAAGCACUUUCUUCUCUUUUCCCUUCGUUCAAAAGUUGAUCGCAGAGGUCUUCGGGACAUACUUCUUGAUAUUCGCGGGUUGCGGGUCGGUGGCGGUGAACUUGGACUACGACAAAGUGGUGACGCUCCCGGGGAUAUCGAUAGUGUGGGGGUUAGCGGUGAUGGUGUUGGUGUACUCGGUCGGACACAUCUCCGGUGCCCAUUUCAACCCGGCCGUCACCAUUGCUUUCGCCACCUGCAAGAGGUUUCCAUGGAAACAGGUGCCUCCAUAUAUAUUGGCGCAAGUUCUGGGAUCGACGUUGGCGAACGGGACACUGCGGUUGCUAUUCACCGGCCAGCUGAACCAUUUCUUAGGGACUCAACCGGCCGGUUCGGAUGUGCAAGCAUUCGUCUUUGAGUUCAUCAUCACUUUUUACCUCAUGUUCAUCAUCUCCGGCGUUGCCACCGACAAUAGAGCAAUAGGAGAGCUCGCUGGCCUUGCUGUAGGUGCAACCGUCUUGCUGAACGUGAUGUUUGCAGGGCCAAUAACAGGAGCAUCAAUGAAUCCGGCGAGGAGCUUGGGUCCGGCGAUAGUGUUUCACCAUUACGACAAGCUGUGGAUCUACAUCGUGGCACCGACGGUCGGGGCAAUUUCCGGGGCGUGGGUCUACAACGUGAUCCGGUUCACCGACAAGCCCAUCCGAGAGAUCACCAAGUCCGCCUCUUUCCUCCGGAGCACUGCCCGAAACUGCUCUUCUUGAUUCAAACUCAUUCGUCUCUCUCUCUCUCUGCCGUCAAACUUGCUCCUCCUCCUCCUCUUCUUCUUCUUCUCUUUUCUCUUUUGAGUUUACUUACGAUUGCGUAGCAUUCAUAGUGAAAAGGGUUAAUUUUCUUACUUCGAUUAUUGGGCUCUUCCCUUCUCUCUGGAGUUGAAAUGUUAACAUUAUUGUAUUUGUAUUUGGGAAAUUAUUUUCCUAAUGAUCCGAACGUUAAUUCUAACCU
Molecule: messenger RNA, 1204 nt
Organism: Syzygium oleosum
Lineage: Eukaryota; Viridiplantae; Streptophyta; Magnoliopsida; Myrtales; Myrtaceae
Product: aquaporin NIP1-1-like
Exons: 6
Coding region: 139-963 (274 amino acids)
Biological process (GO): transmembrane transport
Cellular component (GO): membrane
Molecular function (GO): channel activity
Source: RefSeq, a predicted model, not a curated record